GGCCGCGGACAGAGCAGCUAUACCUUCAGUCUCCAGAGGUCUUCAUCGUGGAUAAAAGGGCAACAGCCGCUAGAGGGAUGUCGUGGGACUUUUUUGUGCCCGUGUGUGUGGGGGACCUGGUGAAGUCUGGAGGCAUCAACCAGUACGUCGUUCAGGAUGUGGUGUCCCCUAAACAUCUUCCAUCCCAUCUUCAUAAAUUUAUGGCAGCCCUGAGAAGCCAAGGACCUUUGUGUAUAUUGGAACACUUUGACACCGGAUACAGCUUACUGCAGCACUGCAACUCAGUGGAGCUGGGUGUAAAAGAAGACGCUCUGGACAUACUAUUACAAGUGGUUAGUGGCCUUGCAACGUCCUUGCCAGCACUUCUCCUCUCCACCUCCGUCACAGCUGCAGAGCGCAAAGAGAAACUCAACGCAGUGAAAAUGAGCGUCUACCUGCUCUGCAAACUCUCCGAGAACUUUGAGAGCGAGGCCUAUCGACAGUGCAUUAUCACGGCACCUGGAAAGGGCAGUAAAAAGGGCAAAGGUGGGGGUGAAGGGCUGCAGCAGUGGGAGUCUGAGAGAGAGAAAGUGCUGCAGGCUCUCGUGCAGCUCCUCCAGCUCGAUAUCCGCUCCCUCUGGAACCUGUCCCUGGUGGACGAAGAGUUCAUCAGCUGUGUGACGUGCUGCUGCUACAAACUCCUUGAGAACCCAACCAUCAGCCACGUCAAGAGCAAACCCACCAGAGAUUGUAUAAUCCACCUGCUGGGGGUGCUAAUCAAGAAGUACAACCACAUCCUGGGUGCAAGUGUGAAGGUGAUCCAGUUGCUGCAACACUUUGAGCAGUUGUCCAGCGUGUUUGCUCAGGCAGUGUCUGUGUGGAGCACCGAAUAUGGAGUCAGGGGGAUCAUAGGAGAAAUUAUUAGGGAGAUCGGUCAGAGGUCCAGUGAGGAGCUUGCCAGAGAUUCCGCCGGGGUCAAAGCUUUUGCGUCCUUCAUUGCUGAACUCGGCAUCCUUGUUCCUGAAUUAAUGAUGCCCAACAUCAGUGUGCUCAUCACACACUUGGAGGGAGAGAGCCACACAAUGCGCGUUGCCGUGUGUGAGGUUCUGGGGGAGAUCCUGGUUCGGGUCCUGUGUGGCGACGGGCUCGACGACGCUGGUAAAGCUGACCGCGACCGCUUCUUCGACACAAUGCAGGAACAUCUUCAUGACACACAUUCCCACGUCAGGGCGCGAGUGUUGCAGGUCUACACGCGCAUCGUCAACAGCAAAGCGGCUGCCCCUGUUUAAGUACGAGUUGAUAGCUCGGCUGUGGGGGCGUUGAUGGACAAAAAAUCCCAUAAAUGUGGUGAAGAGCGCCCAUCCAGCUGGUUGGCCGCCUUCACUUGGCACACAACCCCCUACAG
This is a messenger RNA of Notothenia coriiceps (black rockcod), 1384 nucleotides long. RefSeq names its product condensin complex subunit 1. Gene Ontology annotation, cellular component: condensin complex; condensed chromosome, centromeric region. Gene Ontology annotation, biological process: mitotic chromosome condensation; meiotic chromosome condensation. Bases 78 to 1268 code for a protein of 396 amino acids. Gene Ontology annotation, molecular function: histone binding. The record is from RefSeq and is a predicted model, not a curated record. The transcript is spliced from 11 exons. Lineage: Eukaryota; Metazoa; Chordata; Actinopteri; Perciformes; Nototheniidae.